Molecule: messenger RNA, 1170 nt
Organism: Galendromus occidentalis (western predatory mite)
Lineage: Eukaryota; Metazoa; Arthropoda; Arachnida; Mesostigmata; Phytoseiidae
Product: pro-resilin-like
Exons: 2
Coding region: 1-1170 (389 amino acids)
Cellular component (GO): extracellular matrix
Source: RefSeq, a predicted model, not a curated record
AUGGCGAAACGAGUACUCUUCCUUGCGCCGCUAUUGGCCAUCGGUUACGCGGCGUACCAGAAGCCGGCACAAGACGAUUAUGAGGAUUACGGUGGCGGUGGAUACGGAGGGCCAAUUCAGAGGAAUCCAGUACAGCCUCAAUACCAGCCUGCCGCUCCCGUUCAACCCCAGUACCGGCCCCCCGCCGCAGUUCAACCCCAGUACCGGCCUCCCGCCCCAGUUCAACCAGAGUACCGGCCCCCCGCCCCAGUUCAGCCCGAGUACCGCCCCCCCGCUCCAGUUCAACCCGAGUACCGGCCUCCUGCCCGCGCUCCUCAGGGUGGCGGCGGAGGAGGAGGAGGGGGCAGUAAUGAUUACAAUGACCCGGGAUACGACGUAGCCGACGAGUGGAAACCGUACUCGUUCUCCUAUUCUGCGCAAGAUACCGACGGAAGCCACUCCCAUCAGCAGCAAGCUGAUUCCAGGAACAGAGUCACGGGGCAGUACUCGAUCAUGAUGGCCGACGGCCGCAUGCGUAUCGUGAAAUACGUUGCCGACGAGAACGGCUUCCGAGCCCAGAUCGUCACGAACGAGCAGGGAACCGAAUCGAAGAAUCCCGCCGAUGUCACGAUCCAGUCCUCGGCGCAGACGGGUGAAGAAGCCGCGAAACAAUACGGGAACUCGUACAGCAACAGUCGCUACGACAACUACGCGGCGGGUCCGGACAGCAGGCCUUACGCGGCUGGUCCCGAAGUCAGGCCACCACCUUACGCCGCUGGACCCGCGAGCAGGCCGGCACCUUACGCGAGUGGCGUUUCAGGGCUCCCUGCACCCGUCCCAGCUCCAUCUAUUCCCCCUCCGCCCCCGACUCGGGCACAGAGCUUCUCGAACUCGCAAAACUAUGCGAAACAGGACACGCAGAGUUAUUCACACCACAACAACCAGGAUUAUUCCCAAGGACAUUCGGAUUACCCAUCCACAGGAUAUUCGUCAUCGAGAGGUCUGAGCCAGGGUUACACCCAUCAAAGCAAAAACAACAACCAUCACUCAGCUGCCGCUCCAUACCCAAGACAGCCGGGAGGUAGCUACAGUAACGAUAUACCGGAUCUCGAGGACCACGAGGAUGGCGGUUACUAUUCCGGAACUGGAUCGCGGAACGGUGGUCGUAGCCCGCCUUCGUACGGACGAUGA